This is a messenger RNA of Olea europaea var. sylvestris, 908 nucleotides long. Its product is annotated as PRA1 family protein F3-like. Gene Ontology annotation, biological process: vesicle-mediated transport. The record is from RefSeq and is a predicted model, not a curated record. Lineage: Eukaryota; Viridiplantae; Streptophyta; Magnoliopsida; Lamiales; Oleaceae. Bases 122 to 688 code for a protein of 188 amino acids. Gene Ontology annotation, cellular component: Golgi apparatus; endoplasmic reticulum. The transcript has a single exon.
CCCUCAGUGGUUAGUACUAAUUUAUUACCUCUAUCCCAUUCCUGCAACCCUCGUUUAGAUCGCCCUCUGCUCCUCCCCAUUUUACAUUUUCCACGGCCACCUUGGCCGCCUUCGAAUCAAAAUGACUAGCUACGGCACCAUCCCCACCUCCUCCUCGCCGGCCGGAAAUCCAGUGAACCUCGAGUACAUCUCACGCGCCAAGGAGCGCAUUAAGGCUGGCCUAGGCACGCGCCGCCCCUGGCGUGAGAUGUUCAAUUUCCGCUGCUUCAACCUCCCGUCCACGUCCGGCGCCUUCUCUCGGAUCAAAACGAACUUAGCAUUCUUCCGAAUGAACUACGUAAUCAUUGUUCUCUUGAUUUUGUUCCUGAGUCUCCUCUGGCACCCGAUUUCGCUUAUCGUAUUCAUUGUAAUGAUGGCGAUAUGGCUUUUCCUCUACUUCCUCCGUGACGAACCACUGAUGAUAUUCGGCUGGCUAAUUACCGACUGUGUGGUACUUAUUGUUUUGUCGGUGGUUACGAUCGUUGUUCUGCUGCUGACUCACGCCACCACUAAUAUUUUGGUGUCGCUGUUGGUUGGAGUGGUAGUGGUUCUGAUUCACGCCGUCGUGAGGAAGACGGAUGAUUUGUAUGUCGAUGAGGAGGCUGCCGGCGGUUUGUUGACGUCUCCGCCCGGUGAUUCUUCUUCGUGAAAUUGAAACUGUUCUCCCUUUUUCUUUUUCUUUUUCUUUUUCUUUUUCUUUUUCUUUUUUCGUUCUUUUUUUGGGUUUUUCCACUUAAGCGUUGUUGAAUUAUUUUGUACUUUUUUCAGUAUUUGGUCUAAAAUGAUUGUUCGUCGUGGUUGACCUCGGUAUUUCUGUAAUUUGAUGUACGUGUGAGUAAUAAUUCAAUUAUCUUUACAUUGUUAGGGCA